AUGGCAGACGUCGACAGCCCUUCAGGAAACCCAGGACGUACCGUUAUAUACUGUGGAGAGGCCCUCGAAGCAUCCACCUCAGCGCUCUCCCUCGACGCCCAGAAGCGAGCCGCCCGAGACGCCGAGAAGAAGGCAGCCAAGGCCGAAGCCGCCGAGGCCAAGCAGGCCGACAAGCUAGCCAAGAGCAUCAUCACUAUCAAGCGCAUCGAGCGCAACAAGAAGAAGUUUGUCACGGCUGUCAUUGGCCUCGAGGCCUUUGGUUUGGAUCUGAAAAAGGUUGCCAAGGACCUGGGCAAAAAGUUUGCUACUGGCUCAUCAGUCACCAAGGUCCCCAGCGGCGGAGAAGAGAUCGUCGUACAGGGAGACGUCAGCGAGGAGCUCGAGGAGUUCCUCGUCGAAAAGUACAAGGAGGUCCCUGAAGACAACAUCGAGCUGGUGGAUGAUAAGAAGAAGAAGAAAGCUUCUGCCGCGUGA
Messenger RNA from Geosmithia morbida, 474 nucleotides. Its product is annotated as Translation initiation factor 1 (eIF-1/SUI1). The coding region runs from base 1 to 474 and encodes 157 amino acids. NCBI's taxonomy places the organism in Eukaryota, Fungi, Ascomycota, Sordariomycetes, Hypocreales, Bionectriaceae. Gene Ontology annotation, biological process: translation reinitiation; formation of translation preinitiation complex. Gene Ontology annotation, molecular function: mRNA binding; translation initiation factor activity. The record is from RefSeq and is a predicted model, not a curated record. The transcript is spliced from 3 exons.